This is a messenger RNA of Trichogramma pretiosum, 2528 nucleotides long. RefSeq names its product probable cyclin-dependent serine/threonine-protein kinase DDB_G0292550. Bases 276 to 1847 code for a protein of 523 amino acids. The record is from RefSeq and is a predicted model, not a curated record. Lineage: Eukaryota; Metazoa; Arthropoda; Insecta; Hymenoptera; Trichogrammatidae. The transcript is spliced from 5 exons.
AAAAGUUAAUGUGUACUAAUGCAUAUGCGCACGAGACAGAGACACAUGAGAAACGUCGAAUCAGCGCAUGCCGAUAGAGUCCAAAAAUAUUUCGCGAUCUCAAUAGUGUACUGUUGUGUUGUCUUUCGACUGUCGUGGACAAUUGUAUUGUCAGAAUCUUUGUUGAUCAAACUAAGAAAAAUCAGAACUCAUUCAUUCAAUGUCUCUUUGAUGCACCGUCGACCUCUUUUUUCGGAACAACUCUGCAAUUAAAUUGUUAUUGACUAAUUUACACAAUGGACGAAGAAGAAUGUUGGGAUCCUGUUGAAAAAACAGAUGAAGUACCACAAUCAGCACCAACUCAAGUUGGUUCACUUUCAUUAAAACGGUCUGAAUGUUACAAAUACAGUUAUGAAGCUAAAAAUAGCCCUGCGAAUAUUGAAGAUUGGGCAGAACCACCUACCUUUGGAACCACCAGAAAUAAUCUUUUUAGUGGUUUUAAUUCAAGAAAUUCAUUCAACCAAGAAGGUGGUAAACCAAUCAGAACAAGGGAUGAAGAUCGGUCUGACAGAAGGUUUAAUCCAAUGAAGUCAAAUGGCUUUAAAUCAUCUAAUUCAAAUAAAUUUUCUGACUGGCCACCUGUUCCUCAAGACUGGGAUGCACCUAAAGAUACUAAUCCAAUCACAGAAUCUUGGGAUGAUCCUCCUGUAAAUAACUCUAAAUCCAAUGCUUUAAAUACUGAAGAAAGCUGGGACGAUGAUGCAAGUGCCCCUGCUACUUCAGCGCCAAUAAUACCAAUGUUUGUACCUGGUAGCUCUCUUGACAAUUCUGUAAAUAGUCAAAAAGGAUCAAUGCAGUCACCUACUCCAAAGCAGCCUGCAACACCCUCGUUCAAUUCUAAUCAAACAUCUAAUAAUGAAGAAAAUUGGGAUGACGAACCAAGUUCCUUCGAAAAACCGGCAGAAAUACCUACAUUUACCCCAACACCAAUCAAAACGAAUUUUCAAAAUAAUAGUAAUGAUGAUAAUUGGGAUGAUGAACCAAGCUCUUUUGAUAAACCUGCAGAAAUACCAACAUUUACCCCUGCACCAAUUAAGACAAAUUUUCAAAAUAAUGGUCAUGAUAAUUGGAAUGAAUCCAACAAUAGUUUGAAUAAAUCAGUCCCUACAUUGAAUAAUUCAUCAAAAAAUUCAAUGGAAGAAAGUUGGGAUGAUGAAGAACCUUCUCUUAAUCAAUCGGCUACUUCUGCUGAUCUUCCUUUCUUCCAACCUAAUGCAUCAAGUAAUGAUUCAGCUAAUGCAAAAGACCAAGAUGAUCUUUUCCCAUCUUCAGUAGGCUUUGGAAGUACUAAUGGUGAAGAUAGUUUUAGCAGUGGAAGAUCAUUCAAUUCUAACAGACAAGGCAAUCGAAGUUUUGAUUCUGAUAGAGGUGGUCGCAGUUACAAUUCGGGAAGACAUAAUCGAGACUUCAAAGAUCCUUUUGUUAGAGAUUCUCGUGAUAAUAGAUUUAAGGCUUAUGAUAAACAAGAUAGAGGUGAUUGGCGUGGUGGUAGAGGUGGCAGAGGUGGAAGAGGUGGAAGAGGUGGUCGAGGUGGUAGAGGUGGUUAUGGAAGAGACAGAGAUAGUUAUGGCUCAUCUUAUAAUCCACGAGGCAAUGAUAGUUGGGGUGGUAAAUCAUUUGAACAAAGCUCAACUUUUCCUCCCCUUGCCUCUACUUCAUUUAAUUCUGAAGAAAAUUGGGAUAAUGAUUUGAAUGAAACCACAAAAACAUCUGAUUCAAGUGGUGUUUCAUCUGGUCCAACUGGAUUAUCUUUUACUCUACCACCAGUACAUACUCCAGUACAAGAAAAUACUGAAUCGUGGGAUUAAACUAUGAUUAGAUACUCUGUAAGCGGACAUUGAAAUUUUGUAUGCAAAAAUUGAUCUUAUUACUAGUGACGUUAGUAUUUUAAAGAUACAAAAAUCCUAAGGUUGUCAAUUGAUAUUUCAUUUGAAAACAGAGAAAGCGAAUGAUCUUGAAUGCCUGUAACAAAGAAAUUUGAGUAUCACUUCUUCAAGAGCUUAUUCAUAAUCUUUUCUUGCACCAGAUGGUUGAGAUUUCUAUUUUUAUGAUAUUUAAAAAUUGUUACUAAAUAUCUGACAUAAAAAUUAGUAUGUUAGAUAUAGAAAAAAAUUUAAGAAAAAAUGACAAAUUAUUUAGAAUGAUUAAGUGCAGAUAAUCUAUGAUCUUAUCAUUUUGAGAAUGAUAUUGAAAUAAUGUUGAACCUCAAAAUGCUAAUUUUUUGAGUAGAAUCAAGACAACAACAACAGUAAAAAAGUAUUUUCUAUAAAUAUUUAAUAAAACCAUAGUCAUAUUUACAUUUUGUAUCGUAACAAUAUUUUCUAUCAACAUAUAAUAUUCAAUGUACCAUACAGAAAUGAUGUACUAGUUGUAUAUGUGUCAAAUUAUAAAUAUACAUAUUUUUUCAUGAUUAUGAAUUCAUUGGUAAAUCCAUUUAACAAAGAAUGUAAGAAAAGAAUUAACAAAAUAAAAUUGUUAAACUACUUAAA